Messenger RNA from Charadrius vociferus (killdeer), 867 nucleotides. It is a transcript of the gene TMEM79, whose product is annotated as transmembrane protein 79. The record is from RefSeq and is a predicted model, not a curated record. Gene Ontology annotation, biological process: regulated exocytosis. Bases 1 to 867 code for a protein of 288 amino acids. NCBI's taxonomy places the organism in Eukaryota, Metazoa, Chordata, Aves, Charadriiformes, Charadriidae. Gene Ontology annotation, cellular component: lysosomal membrane; trans-Golgi network membrane. The transcript has 4 exons.
AUGGCUGCCGCUGACCCCAUCCUGCCCCCUGAGGAGGUGGCUUUGCUGGAGCUGGGAAAGGUGGCCCUGGCCACCCCCCUGGAUGAGGUGCCACCAGCCCCAGAUGAACACCUGGGGGACCCUGAUGCCACCCUGCCGUGGGACCGGUGCCAGCACGGCGCCUCGGGCCAGCCGGAGCCCACAGAGGCAAAGAGGCGCUCAAGUCCUGAAGGGGGCCGCGAAGACCCGGAGGAGGCUGCUCUCCCCUGCCCCCCAGCUGAGGCUGAAGAUGAGGAAGACCCCGGGCUGGCCGUAGCCUCAGUGGUGGGGGCCCUGCUCCUCUGCCCCUGCCUCAUCUACGGGGCCUACGUCUUCCUGCCUUUUGACGCCCCGCUGCUGCCCACCAUCAGCGCCCGCCUGGUCUACACGCUCCGCUGCGCAGCCUUUGCCACGUUCCCCAUCGUUCUGGGGAUGAUCGUCAGCGGAAUCUCCCGCCUCUGCUUCUCUGCACUGGAGCCCUUCGGGGAGCUGCAGCGGGAGGUGGAGAUCCACCGCACCUAUGUCUCCCAGUCCGUCCAUCUCUUCAUCCUCUACUUCUUCAACAUGGCUGUGCUGGCCACCUACCUCCCACAGGAGGUCCUCAAGCUCAUCCCCCUGCUCACGGGGCUUUUUGCCAUCUCCCGGUUGAUUUACUGGCUGUCGUACGCCAUCGGACGCUCCUUCCGCGCCUUCGGCUUCAGCAUGACCUUCCUGCCCCUCCUGGCCAUGCUACUCUGGAACCUGUACAGCAUGUUCGUCCUGGAGCCCGAAAACCUCCUGGCUGUGGCAGCACCAAAGCCCGACGACCGCUCCAAGGACGGCAGAGCCAAACUCCGGUACUGGGGGUGA